Oreochromis niloticus (Nile tilapia) is the source of this 2248-nucleotide messenger RNA. RefSeq lists its product as uncharacterized. The coding region runs from base 32 to 1654 and encodes 540 amino acids. Lineage: Eukaryota; Metazoa; Chordata; Actinopteri; Cichliformes; Cichlidae. The record is from RefSeq and is a predicted model, not a curated record. The transcript is spliced from 2 exons.
UACCUCCACAUUGGUGACCCCUGUAGCGAACAUGCUAAGGCUCGACGACGAAGCCAGCUCCGGCCUGGAAGCAUCGGCUGCCGCCGGACUUUCACCUUCGCCGAUGGCUGCAUUUGCUGUGGCGCUUAAAUUGCCGGAUUUUUGGCUUCACAAUCCUCCUCCAUGGUUCGUGCACAUAGAAGCUCAGUUUUCUCUUCGUGGAGUUUCAGCCGACGAUACUAAAUACCACCAUGUGGUGGCCUCACUUGACCCGCUCUCAACCCGCCGCGUGAUGACUCUCCUCUGGGACCCCCAGCCCAAGGCAAGUACACCGCCCUCAAGGCGCUGCUGCUGCGGCGUUACUCCCUCUCUGAUGCUGAGCGGGCCGAGAAACUCCUUUCCCUCGCGGGCCUGGGCGACGGCACCGCUCUCGAGCUCAUGGAGAGCAUGCUGUCCUUGCUGGGCGCGGAUGACGGAGGAUUUCUCUUCACCCACCUCUUUCUCCGACAGCUGCCGGCUCCAGUGCGCGCUGGACUUGCCAACUCCCCGCUAUUGGCCACGAAGGAUUACCGCUCCCUUGCGGAAGAGGCAGAUCGCAUCCUCCUGGCUACCAGGAGUUUCGGCGUCCAGGCGAUUGUUCAGGACUCACCAGCGUUUUCUCCCGCCCCCUCACCAAUGCUCCAGGGGGCCUCCGACUCGUCCACAGUGGCCGGAAUCGCUGCACGGCGGCACCACGGAAAAGGGCUUUGCUUUUAUCACCAGCGUUUUGGAGCGAAGGCACGGCGCUGUCUCCCGCCUUGCAGUUUCCAGACCCAGGGAAACGGGCAUGUCAGCGCUCUGUAGCAGCCGCGACCGCUGGCAACAAGGAAAGGCUGCUUUUCUUAGAGGACUCACGCUCGGGGAGGAUUUCCUGGUGGACUCCGGCUCACAGAAGAGCCUUCUUCUGUCUGGCUCAGACAGGCUAGCUGAGGGCUGCGGGCCAUUGCUAACAGCGGCUAAUGGCUCUCCCAUCAAAACCUUCGGUGAAAGGUUGGUGACUGUUUGCUUUCAUGACCGUGACUUUCAGUGGAACUUUGUUGUUGCUGCUAGCUCUGUGCCUAUAAUAGGCGCUGAUUUUCUUUGUGCUCACGGACUGCUGGUUGAUGUUGCUAACAGAUGUUUAAUUGAUGCUGUGUCAUUUUCCUCAUUACCCUGUUUGACUUGGGGUGCUCAGCCCGUGGUGCAUGCUAACUCAGUAGAUUCGGGUGACGUUUUUCAGUGUUUGCUUUCUGAGUUUCCCUCACUCACUGUCCCCACUUUCUCGAGCACUGUGACGAAGCAUGGGGUGGAGCAUUACAUAACUACAGUAGGGCCCCCGGUGUUCGCGCGCGCGCGCCGCCUCGACCCUGCCAAAUUGGCUGUUGCUCGGGAGGAAUUUGCCACCAUGGAGCGUCUGGGCAUCGUACAGCGUUCGAAUAGUGCCUGGGCUUCCCCGUUACACAUGGUCCCUAAAUCUGAUGGUCGGUGGCAACCUUGUGGGGAUUUCCGCCGUCUUAAUAAUGUCACACAGAACGAUCGUUAUUGUAUUCCCCACAUCCAAGAUUUUUCCGCCCAUCUUGCGGGGACCUCGGUUUUUUCAAAGAUCGAUUUGGUACGGGGAUAUCGUGCAGGACGGUGGUCCCCUCCUGGUCUGUGAUGUUUCCACCGGCCGCCCUCGCCCAGUGGUUCCCGUUUCCUGGCGUCGUCAAGUUUUUGACUCGGUACAUGCUCUCUCUCAUCCGGGGGUCCGGGCCUCUGUUAAACUGGUCAGCUCUAAAUUUGUUUGGCCAGGCCUUCGCAAAUCUGUUAAGGAAUGGGUGUCGGCGUGCAUUCCCUGCCAGCGUGCGAAGGUUCAUAAACACACCAAGGCACCCCUGGAGCAGCUCUUCAUACCCGGCAAACGUUUCGAUCAUGUGCAUGUCGAUCUGGUGGGUCCUCUGCCACAGUCACAAGGUUUUACGCACCUUUUGACUGUUGACCGGACCACCAGUUGGCCGGAGGCGUCCCCCUGGCGUCCACUACCGCAGCAGUGGUGGCCAAGGCGUUUUUGUCAACCUGGGUCUCACGUUUCGGCCCACCUGCGGACAUUACGUCAGACAGAGGCCCCCAGUUCAUUUCCGAGCUUUGGUCGGCCAUGGCUGAUGGACUGGGGGCUUAAGUCCACCGCACAACCGCAUACAACCCGCAAGCUAAUGGGAUGUGUGAACGGUUCUACCGGUCGCUUAAGGCUGCUUUUCGCGCCUCCUUACAA